Molecule: messenger RNA, 14079 nt
Organism: Synchiropus splendidus (mandarinfish)
Lineage: Eukaryota; Metazoa; Chordata; Actinopteri; Syngnathiformes; Callionymidae
Product: chromodomain-helicase-DNA-binding protein 6-like
Exons: 45
Coding region: 181-10254 (3357 amino acids)
Molecular function (GO): ATP binding; protein binding; ATP-dependent chromatin remodeler activity
Source: RefSeq, a predicted model, not a curated record
CCUCCUCACCCCUCCUCCCUCCCCUCCCUGCUAAUUUUUUAUGCAUUUUUCUAAACUGUCAUGGCGAUUUUGUGUCCUUGGAAAUAAAAAGCGCCAGUGUUUUUCGGGCCAACCGGGGGGAUGUCUCGCCGGUGAGAGCGUGUGUCCGCUGUCCGGAGCAGAUGCAGUGAAGGAUAGAAGAUGAAAAUACACAAGAAGGACAAGCAGCAGAUGUUCACUGGUCUCCUGAAGCACACACCUCCACCCUCUUCUGCUGCAGACUCCUCCUCUGCCUCGGACCAAAACAACAACGCACAAACCAGCGUUCCCACAAUCCCAAGGGGUCACCUGGUUGUGGGCCCCAAGGACCAACUCUGCCUCAUCACCCCAGUGGGAAGUUCGCUGAUGUCCAAUCACUGCUCGGCAUCAGGGACCCAUACCUCCAAGCACCUGCUAGGGGGCCCUCGACCUCCUUCCUCCUUCAGCGAGGAAGAUGAUGGAGGAGGGGGAGGCAGGGUCAAGAAGAAACGAAAGAAAAAGGACAAGAGGGAAUGUACCAUUGGAGGGGGGGAGGUGGGGACAGAUAGAGAAAGCAUCAGACCAAAGAAACGACGAGAGGAGGAUGUAAAGGAGGAGACCGUUGUGACUCUGAGGAAGAGCAAAGUCCUGAAAGAGGGGAGAGAGAGAAAGGAGCGCAGGACUAAAGGGAGGGAGGACAGCCGAGAAACUCCAAAGGAGGUGAAGAACGUGAUCAGCCGGAAAUCAGCGGCCUCCUCUUUGACAUCUGGACAAGUUCAGGUGCCCAUUAGGGUGCCUGGUAAAAGGGGAAGAAAGCCCAAAGUGAAAAUCCUUCCUCCUGUUCCCUCAAUUCAAGCAGCACCAACUCCAUCCCUCAGACUCCCCACGAAGAGUCAUGGGCAGCUGCAAUCCAACCAAAAUCUCAACGCCAACCAUGUCCCAGCAAAUAGCAAGAGCCUUGUUCCCUCUGCGCCUAAACAGAGGGGACGCAAACCCAGAGACCCUGGUGUGAUGCCGGUGGAGAAGAAGAAAAAAGCGAAGAGGAGAAACCAAGAGCCAAUGUCACAGGAGGCGGCGGAGAAUGACGACACUACCUCAAUGUCCACUGUCACCAUGGGAGAGGACAGCCAGGAUGCUCUGGACAACUCUAAAAGGCGUUCAGUUCGUCAGGUCAAGAGGAGGAAGUACAAUGAAGAUCUGGACUUCAAGGUGGUUGAUGACGAUGGAGAGACAAUCGCUGUUCUGGGAGCUGGUCGCAUAGCUGCUCUGAAUGCCACCGCUCUGGCAUGGCAGGCUGAAGAGCCGCCCGAGGAUGAGGCUAACAUCAUAGAGAAAAUUCUGUCAGUCAGAACGUUGAAAAAGGAGACGCCUUCUUUGACUGAGGACCAAGAUGAAGAGUCUGAGGAGUUUUAUGUCAAGUACAGAAAUUUUUCCUACCUGCACUGCAAAUGGGCAACACUAGAAGAGCUGGAGAAGGAUCCCAGAAUCCACCAGAAGAUUAAGCGUUUCAGGACUAAACAGGCUCAAAUGAAACACUUGUUCACUGAGCCUGAUGAGGAUUUAUUCAACCCUGACUAUGUGGAGGUGGACAGGGUUCUGGAAGUGGCUGUUACCACGGAUACUGAGACAGGCGAGGAGGUUACUCAUUAUCUGGUGAAGUGGUGCAGCCUGUCAUACGAGGAGGCAACGUGGGAGCUGCAGGAGGACCUGGACCCGGAGAAGAUCAAAGAGUUUGAGGAGAUCCAGAAGAUGCCUCCAGAGCUCAGACAUGUGGAGCGGCCUCCUCCAGAAAACUGGCAGAAGUUGGAGAAGUCAAGAGAUUACAGGAAUGGCAACCAACUGAGAGAAUAUCAGCUAGAAGGAAUGAACUGGUUGCUCUUCAACUGGUACAACAGAAAAAACUGUAUCCUGGCUGAUGAAAUGGGUUUGGGGAAAACCAUUCAAUCCAUCACCUUUCUGUUCGAGAUCUUCAGCAAGGGCAUCCGAGGUCCCUUCCUCAUCAUCGCACCUCUCUCCACCAUCACUAACUGGGAGCGGGAGUUCCGCACAUGGACGCGCAUGAACGUCAUCGUGUAUCACGGCUCUCAGAUCAGUCGGCAGAUGAUUCUGCAGUAUGAAAUGUUUCACAAAGACGCACAGGGUAACUCCACCCCAGGCGUGCUCAAGUUCCACGGUCUGAUCACCACCUUUGAGAUGAUCAUGGCAGACUGCCCAGAGCUGAGGAAGCUGCACUGGCGAUGCGUGGUCAUCGACGAGGCGCACAGAUUAAAGAACCGGAACUGCAAACUCCUCGAAGGACUCAAACUCAUGAACUUGGAGCACAAGGUCCUCCUGACGGGAACACCUUUGCAGAACUCUGUAGAAGAGUUGUUCAGUUUGUUGAAUUUCCUUGAGCCGCUGCAGUUCCCUUCAGAAAGCACAUUCCUUGAAGAGUUUGGGGAUCUCAAAACUGAGGAACAGGUAAAAAAGCUUCAGGCCAUCCUAAAGCCCAUGAUGCUGCGGAGACUGAAGGAUGACGUAGAGAAGAAUCUCGCGCCUAAAGAAGAGACUAUUAUAGAGGUGGAGCUAACAAAUAUCCAGAAGAAGUACUACCGGGCCAUACUGGAAAAGAACUUUUCUUUCCUGUCCAAGGGAGCCAACCAGCACAACAUGCCAAACCUCAUCAACACUAUGAUGGAGCUCCGAAAGUGCUGCAACCACCCGUAUCUGAUCACUGGAGCAGAGGAGAAGAUUCUGGAGAACUUCAGGAGAAGUCACAGUCCAGAUGCUGCUGAUUUCCAGCUGCAGGCCAUGAUCCAGGCUGCUGGGAAGCUAGUUUUGAUAGACAAACUGCUGCCCAAAUUGCUCGCCGGCGGACACAAAGUCUUGGUUUUCUCUCAGAUGGUGCGCUGUCUGGACAUCUUGGAGGACUACCUUAUCCAGCGACGUUACACGUAUGAGCGCAUUGAUGGUCGGGUGCGAGGAAACCUGCGUCAGGCUGCCAUAGAUCGAUUUUGCAAACCAGAUUCAGAUCGUUUUGUUUUUCUACUGUGCACCCGUGCCGGAGGACUGGGAAUCAACCUGACUGCAGCAGACACUUGCAUAAUCUUUGAUUCGGACUGGAACCCUCAGAAUGACCUCCAGGCUCAGGCACGCUGCCACCGGAUUGGUCAAAGCAAGGCAGUUAAGGUCUACCGAUUAAUCACCAGGAAUUCUUACGAACGGGAAAUGUUCGACAAAGCCAGUCUGAAGCUGGGACUGGACAAAGCCGUCCUCCAGGACAUCAACCGCAAAGGCAGCCUCAAUGGGGUGCAGCAGUUGUCAAAGCUGGAGGUGGAGGAUUUGUUGAAAAAAGGAGCAUAUGGUGCACUGAUGGACGAGGAAGAUGAGGGUUCGAAGUUCUGUGAGGAAGACAUCGAUCAGAUCCUGCAGAGGCGAACACAGACCAUUACCAUUCAGACUGAGGGGAAGGGGUCCACAUUCGCAAAGGCCAGUUUUGUCUCAUCGGGCAACCGGACAGACAUUUCCCUGGAUGAUCCGAACUUCUGGCAGAAAUGGGCCAAAAUUGCUGAAGUGGAGAUCGACUCCAAAUCAGAGAAGGAGUCGUUGGUUAUCGACACACCUCGGGUGAGGAAACAAACUCGCCACUACAACUCCUUUGAGGACGAUGAACUGAUGGAGUUCUCUGAGCUGGACAGUGAUUCAGAGGAGAGGCCAAGUCGGACCCGACGCCUAGGUGAACGUAGUCGACGCUACCUUAGAGCUGAGUGCUUCAGGGUGGAAAAGAACCUACUCAUAUUUGGAUGGGGUAGGUGGAAAGACAUCCUCAACCAUGGUCGCUUUAAGUGGAAUCUCUCUGAGAGAGACAUGGAGGCCAUCUGUCGGGCUCUGCUAGUCUACUGCCUGAAACACUACAAAGGAGACGACAAGAUCAAGAGCUUCAUGUGGGAUCUGAUCACUCCGAGCAAGGAGGGUGAAGACCAGUCACUGGUCAAUCACUCGGGGCUCUCAGCUCCAGUUCCUCGGGGCCGGAAAGGGAAGAAGCUGAAGAACCAGCUGAAUGUUCCUGAGCUGAAGAAUGCCGACUGGCUAGUGCAGUGUAACCCAGAGGUGAUUCUACAGGAUGACAGCUACAAGAAACACCUCAAACAGCAUUGUAAUAAGGUGCUCUUGAGGGUGAGGAUGCUCUACUAUCUGAAGGUUGAAGUUUUGGGCGAAGCAGCCAACCAAUCUCUGGAUGGUAUCCCCGCCAGUAAACUGGAGGUGGCGCUACCUGACAUUGACUACAUUGAGAUUCCGGCAACGUGGUGGGAUGCAGAUGCUGACAAGUCUCUCCUUAUAGGAGUCCACAAACAUGGGUACGAGCGCUACAAUGCUAUGCGUGCUGAUCCAGAUCUCUGUUUCCUGGAGAGAGUUGGGAUGCCGGACGUCACUGCUCUUUGUGUUGAGUCAGGAAGUGGAGAAACUGCUGUAGAGCCCACUGACAGUGUUUGCAAAAGCGAAGAGGUGAAGGAUGACAGCAAAGCAGACGGAGCCGAGGAGCGAGAUGAAAAUGGAAAAGAAGAGGAAACCUGCUGCAGUACAGACACGUCAGAAAAGCCUGACAGCACAGGAUCAGACCUGCAGAUCUCAGCAGACUUGUGUGGCUCUGAUGCCACACUGGUAACCACAACCGCAUUGAUUGGAACAGGAACUGGAGUGGCAGCACUGCAAGUGAUUCAGGCCCGACCACUCUGGCCCACUGGACCUGCCCUAACAGCCCGAGUUCGCCGACUAAUAACAGCCUAUCAGCGUUUUACACUCCGUCGUGAGCCGAUGUUCAGACAUGACUUCCUGCUUCACGACAGCCUUGUUGCCAUGGGGAUGGGUGGAGCUGUUCAUCAUGCUGCGGGACCACUGACUUGGCAACUGAGUGAAGAGCUCAGACGAUGUUCUGUAGUUCCGACAGAACCAGACCCACUUUUUCAGGAGUGGCAGAGAAGGUGGACUCGUCGUGAGCAAUCAGAUUUCUACCGUGCUGUCUCAUCAUUUGGCGUGGUGUAUGACCCUGAGAGAAAGACCUUCGACUGGUCCCAGUUCAGAGCGCUGGCCAGACUGGAGAGGAAAACAGACGAGAGUUUAGAAAGAUACUUCAACUCUUUUGUCAACAUGUGCAGGACGGCGUGCAAACUUCCGCCCAGGAAGGAAGAAGGUCUGGUCGAUCCAGGUGUGCUUGUAGAACCACUGACAGAAGAGAGAGCAGCCCGGACUUUGUAUCGCAUCGAGCUGCUACGCAAGAUCAGAGAGCAGGUGCUGCAUCAUCCUCUGCUCUCUGCCCGACUCCAACUCUGCCGCCCCUCCCUCUACCUGCCCGUUUGGUGGGAGUCCGGGAAGCAUGACCGUGACCUCCUCAUUGGGGCAGCCCGUCACGGGUUGACCCGAACUGACUUCUACAUCCUCAAUGACCCACAACUCAGCUUCCUGGAGGCUCACAGGAACUAUGUCAGGGGUCACCCCGCUCAUCUCCAUCUUCAUGGCGCCCUUGGGGGUCAACCUGGAAUCUCAUCAUCUUCCCAGCUGCCUCAUUGCUGUCUUUAUGACUCUGCCAUUGGUAGUCACUCUCCUCAUCCUCCUGAGUAUCCUCAACAGUCCUCCCAGCCUGCAUCAGCCUCUCAUCUCCCGCCUCCAUCUUUGGAUGAUGCCGCUUCUCCAAACCUGGCAAUGAUGUCUGGGUCUCGUGCUGAUUUCCUGGAUGAAAGUCUGGAGCUGGGAUCGUUGCAACAUGACACAGACACUCUCCACGGAGGCAAAGCUUCCAAAGAUACGCUAAAUGGCUUUCCUUUUAACUCCGCGACAGGAGGACAAAGCAUGCUCAACUCAUAUGGGGUCAGCAGUGCUGAUCUGAAUUCAAAGCUACGGAGUGACGUUCUUGUUGGUGAGCAGGGGUCAUCGGAGGAAACUGGGCUUAUGGCUCCAUCAGUAGAGCUUGAUCGCUUACAGGCCUCCUGGGAUGGUGCAGAUCACUCCAGUCCUGCUCACCACAUGUUUAAUGAAUCUGACCCAAUCCUGGGCCCUUCUGGACUGGAGACAGGAUUUCUGGAAGAAGAGGACGAGGACGCCCAAAGAGGAGGUGCAGGAGAGGAAGAAGGGGGAACUCUUGAGGAGUGUCUGGGGCUACCUCCUUCUUCUCCUCCAUCCCACCCAUCAGCUGUUGACUCUGUGGAGCCACUGUCUUCAAGCUACAUGCUCUUCAAGGAUAUUGGCGUCAAUGAGGAUCCAAGCACGGAUCAGACCGAUCUGUCAGCCAGCCCUCCUCCAUCCUACGUUGCCCCACCUCCCCUUUCUCUGCCAGACAUCAACUCCCAUGAGCCCCAGGAUAGUCUUGACCAUUCUGAAGUUACAGAGAAUCUGACUGUUCCUGUAGAAGGAGAGAUUGAAGAGCCAGUCUCUGGGUUUAAUGAAGAGGAGGAAGGAGUCUUGGCAAAGGGGAGCAUCCAGGAAGUAGUGGAGAAGCAAAGAGAGGAGAUGCGUAAUGGAGAAGAUCCUGCUCCGGAUCAAGUUCCACGACAAUGCUUAAGAAACUCGACUCUGCCUAUGGAAGUGCCCGAGGCGGAUGAGAUUGCAAUGGCAGCAGAAUUCGAGGAAUCAAAUGAUCAACUGUGCCCAGAGCUCAAGAAGAACUUAAGGAAUGAAGGAGAGCUAAAAGAAGAACUGUCUGAACAUAUGCUUCCUUAUCUUGGAGAGCUGGAGCAGGAGAAUAGCCUCAUGUGCCCCGAGACAAUCGAGGAGCCAGAGGAGGAAGUGAGCCGACUGAUUCUGUAUCAGCAGGAGGAAACAAUGGAAAACUCUCUAGACUCAGGCUCUUUGAUAGGAAACACUCCUGGUGAGAUUUUGGAAGAGAGAACAAUAUCAGAUGUCUCAGCAGUAGACAAAGCACAGAAUGUUGGUGAAAGGGGAGAUGUUCUAGAGGAGAAAACCUUAGAUAAUGGAGUGGAGAUGCAUUUGGAUAACAGCAGCACAGAGUGUAAUCCUACUUUGUCUUCAUCAACUUCUGUUACGUCACCUCUGGAUUUAGUGAAGAGUUGUGAUAAUACGAAUGAUGGAUCCGAACACUCAUUAAGUCAGCAAAACCAAGUAGUAGAUUUUCAUCUAGCUGAAGAGGCUGGUGAUUUUAAGAACGUAAUCAUUGAGACAAAACCAGAUGAUCUUAAGUUUUCCCUAAUGGACAAUCGAGAUGUGAAACUGUUGAUCAAAGAAGAGGAGGUGAAGACUGAGUGUGAUCCUGAGGAGAGCUCUAUUGUCAAGCCUGACCCAUCUCUCACUGACUGUGUCAAAUCAGAAGAGCUUGCAACCAAUUUUAAGUGUUCAGACGACCAAGGAAGCAGUCACAAACCUGACGAUAUAAAACUUCACAUGAAACUGGAAACUGCAGACACCAGAGAAAUGAAACCUGAAGCUAAACCUGAAGAUUUGCAGUUAGCCAUGUUUUCUGACCAGCUGAAGACAGAGGCGAAACCGGACAUCAAGACUGAGGUGAAGCCAGAGCAGAACAAUCACGAGGUCAAACCUGAAGAGAAACCUGAAGACUUGAAGAUAACAACCAGUGCUGACAUUAAAGCUGAGACCAAACCAGAGCUUCUGGAGGGUGACCGCACCAUCUUAACUCCAAAGCUAGAGCAAGCAGUGGAUAUUGUGAUGAAGGAGGAACAAGUGAAGGAGGAGAGGCCAGCUACUCCAGUCUGUGCUGCCGAUGGAUAUUUGGACAGUCCCAGGCUUGCAAAUCCCAUUUCCUCAUGUGAAAUCCCGGACAGCCUUCAUGACACCAGAGAACCCACCAUCGCUCAGCUGCUGCAGGAGAAAGCACUUUACUCGUACUCUGAGUGGCCAAAGGACCGAGUGAUCAUCAACCGCUUGGACAGCAUCUGCCACACAAUCCUGAAGGGGAAGUGGCCUUCUUCCAACGAGCAGUAUGACUGUCCCAGCACCAUGGCAGCCAACUCCUGUCUGACACAGCAGCACCAUCGAGCUGGGUUCAUUCCCUCCUCAGUGUCGGCUCCUCUUCCGGGCCAGACCCGGGUGCACCAGGCCAGCCUUGGACUUGGGUUCACGCUUCCUCCGCCUCUGGCAAGACUACCGAAGUACUCGCCACGGGGAAGCUCUUAUGGGCGCGGCGCAUGGCGCCUCAACUCCUUACCUCUCUUGCAGGAGCGACUCGUGGCUCCUCCUUUCCUACCUGAGGUCAAGCGUGUGGGGGGUCGGAGGUUCGACUACGAAGCUGCUGCUAAAGCUUUAUCUGGCAAAUCAUCUACCCACACUCCCUCGGCCUCCAGCACAGACAAGCUCCCGGUUGUGGCUCCGCCCUCGCACCCAACCGGAGCCAUGUUAAUUAAUGGCUGGCAGGAAGCAGCGAUUGAUCUGACCAAGUCCUCUGGAGACGUCAGCAUCACUGCUGGGUCCAGUGAAGCCGUGGUAGCACCUGCAGUGCCUGGCUCUAGCUCUCACAAACUUCCCCCUCCUCCCAUCACUGCCCCCUUAACUAGCUCUCUGGGAAUCGACAUGACUGGGAUCCUGCAGGCUGGACUCAUCCAUCCUGUCACCGGGCAGAUAGUUAACGGGAGCCUACGAGGAGAUGAUGCACUGAGAAGGAAGAGGGGAAGGCGGAGAAAUGUGGAUGCGUUGUACUCAGAGUUUACCAAGAGUCGAGGACUGCAGCUCUCAGAGACACAGGGCCGUGUGGAGGUGAUCAGCCACUCCUCCGUCUCCUCCUCCACCUCGUCGCCAUCUCCCUCUCCUUCAGAUCGACCUGCUGGCACGACAACGCCAUCCUCAUCCACUACACCAACACCAACGCAAACCCCCCCUCAGCCAGAGAUCAUAGCUAUCGACAGAGAGGCAGCCAGCAAAGGCCUGAUGGAAUGGCUGCGGCAGAAUCCUGGUUACAGCAUGGACUUACCCAACUUCUCGCAUGUGGGAACUAGUGUUUUGCAUGGUUUUGUGGAGCGGCCGAAGCAGAGGAGGCAUCGCUGCAAAGACCCCACCAAACUGGAUGUUAACUCCCUGAGUGGGGAAGAGAGGGUUCCAGUCGUGCACAGAGGCACUGGACGCAGGCUGGGGGGCGCCAUGGCUCCUGCGAUUAAGGAGCUUUCCAGGUGGUUGGAUGCCAACUCCGAGUACUUUGUCGCCCCCGACUGGGCAGAUGUGGUGAAACACUCGGGUUUCCUCCCUGAGGGGAAAUUCUCCAGGAUCCUAACUGAGCCUGUCAACAAAGAUCCAGGGUCCCGACGCCGUGGCCGUCGUCCUCGCAACGAGAUGCCUAAGCCCCUCCUGUCUGCUUCAGACUCCUCCUCCGGUUUGGGGCCUCCGCUUUUCAUGAAUGGCGGUCUGAUCGGCAGCAUGGACUCCAUGGUGGCCAUGCAAAAUCUCCGCAGUGGCCUUCCUGGGUUUCCUAUCUCUGGGAUCAUGGCAGCUGGGUUCACUCAUGGGUUUCCAGUGGCGGCGGGAUCAGCUGAGGAUGCUAAAAAUGGAUUGAGCAUGUUACCAAUGAUGCUGCACAGCGUCCCACACGCCCAUGGAACAGCCAUUCCACAACACGCCUUGUUUAGCGUUGGUGCUAUGAUGGCGCCGCCCCCCCAACACCCGAGCUCCUCCUCAUCCUCAUCUGCUUCUGUGGCAAAGGUCACCACAACGACAGCGCCUUCUUCAUCUGCAUCAGCUGAACCUGCAACAUCAUCUGACAAGGAUGGUACAACAUCAUCAGGUGAGAAAGAGGUGAAACAGGAAGAGAGUGCAGCAGCAGAUAGCAGCAAAGGACCCGCCGCAGCAGACACAGCUGCCAUUAUCACCUCCACCAGCAGGGGGCAUUUGGCUCCGGCGCAUCUUGGAGCAACCAGCACCGGGCACCUCACAUUUAACCCCUUUCUAAUCCCUGGUCUGUCACAUGGUCUGCUUUACCCGCACAUGUUCCUGCCGCAUGGUGGCAUCAUGACUUUGCCAGCAAUGCCCCCUGGCAGUGUAGAUGGCUCAGCAGGAAGCCUCAAGAGGAGGAGGAAGAGAGAGCAGGAUGAGGAGGAGGAGAAGCCAGCAGCAGCAGCAGCAGCAGGAGGAGAAGGAGAUAAAACGGAUGACGGUGAAUGUACUGUUGAAGUAGCCCCCUCCUCCUCCUCACCUCCUCUGCCUUCUACCUCUGCUCCUGCCGACCAACCGCAGGAUCUAGACUCCCUUCAACAUCCUGAUGGAGCAGCUGAGAAGGAGAGUUCAGGAAGAGAGGGCGAGGAGCAAGCAAACAAGGUGGAGGGCUAGACGACUUCCAGCAAUGUAAGUCUGUGUUGUAUCCAUCUGUCAUGUAAAGACCUUUAUAAUGAAGAUUAACGACUAUAUUCAUGUUUAUAACACCCCAACACCAUGCUCCUCCACUUGUAAACAAACUGUGUACUUCCCUUCACUCUGCAUCCGGUCCGGAGGAACUAUGCUGGAAAGGACCAGGAGCAACUCUCUGACGUGAUAUUUAAAAAAGUUAUACCUGUAAGCUUAAGUGAGUGAGAGAGAAAUGUUUCCAUGGUUUGGACGACUGAAGAGCAGUGAGGUGGUUUUCUAAAAACAAACCAAACCACUUUAACCAAGUACUGUUUUUAUUCCUCAUUAUUUAUCCGUGCAAUUUCAUGAGUCCUGCGGUUGAGAUUAAGUGAAGAGUCAGCAUUAUCAGUGCUAGAGUCUGCUGCCUAGAAACAGGAAUCUUUCAGGGUCCUGCGACAGUUCAUAGAAAUGUGUGGUCAAAAGAUGACGAUCAGAAGUGGGCAGAUCAACUUUAAUGAAGUACGUGAGCUAACUUCAUCUUCAACUUCAGGCAUUGAGAAGCAACUAUCACAAAUGGCUCCAUUCUGGGAAAUACGAGCGGCUUUGAGGAUGACAUGUCAAUGACAGUCUUAUGCACAUUCUUAUUGGGUGCGACCUGUGAGGUCAUUUUUUUUUCAAAUACUAACAAGUUGUUAGUGUGACAAACCACAAUUAAAAUUUCCCUCUGACAGUUGGACAUUUAUUUUACUAUGACUCAUAAUAACUUUGCUCUGCUGUUGCCCCUUUCUUUUUCUGUCUCAUACCAAAAGUAGUAAAAGAAAUGCGCAAAUUAGGUCUAUUCUAGAAUAAAGACAGGCAGAUUUCCAACUUGGCAAUUUCAUUUUGAAAAUUUUGAACUGAACUUGACCAAAGCCAAACAUGGGACAUCAGAAAUGUAAACCUCCAAUGUCAAUUUUUCUUCCUUCAGUGGGAAAAAACUACAAAAUAAUUGUAUAUCUGGGAAAACAAAUGCACACUAAAUGUGUAGAAGCAAACAUAGAUUCAUGUUUUGCUUUUACCUUUGCAGCAAACAAUCUUGAGUUGUUUUUUUUUUAAGUUGCUAACUAGUCACUUUGAGAUCAGCUGGGAGAUUCUUACCCACCCAACAAGUCACUUUUUUCCAGAAACAAAUGCAGUCAUGAUGUUUCUGGCUGGAAUGGUAUCCACUAGGGCUGUACUUUACAUUUGAAUAUGUACAAAACAUUUUUCACCAGUUUGAGUUCUGAUAUUUUAGAAUUAUGAAAGAUGAGCUAGAUUAUUGUGAGUUUGCAGUUCAGCAGACUUGAUUGUUGCUUUAAUGUGGCACUUAAUCUGUGUCUGUAUUUUUAGCUUCAAGGUUACAAAUGGCUCAUAAAACCGCUGCUAGCAUUUAAGAAUAAAUCAUUCUUUGAAAUUCACAACAUUGAAAUCGAAUGAGGCUUUUCAAAAUUAAAAUUUUUGUGAAGCCUGCAACUUGAAAACAACAAUUGAAAGCCAACAGUUGACUUGUGGUUGACUUGUUUAGUUGCUUUUACAAGGCUGUUAAGAAAUUCAUUAUGGAAAUUGAGUUGGCUAAGAGUAGGAAUGGAAUCACUCUUCAGAAACUGUGCAGCCCUAGUUUCCCACUCUGUUACUCCACAACAAGAAUGGACUGGUAAUGCAGUUAUGGAUCGGCCAUGAAAGGGAAAUAUCUUAUUUUUUGUUCGGGUGAGGAGAGCUGGCUGUGCGCCUCGUUGUUGUCUUUUCCUCCAUCUCAGUAUUGUGUAGACUUUUAAAUAUGUAAAUCUGCCGCUGUACAUUGCUUUUUUGUAAGUGCACCACAUAUUUCUCUUCCCCUUUCGAUUUGUUUCCCCCAACGGGAAAAAACAAAAAAUACUUGACAAAUAUACUAAGUUUUUAACGGAGGUUAGCCGCAGUGUUUGGUGUGUCCAUCGACUGUACUGUACAUUAAAUGGAUGCAAGUGGCUGGUUUUUCGUCGCUCUUUCAUAACAGGGUCUAUAUCGUUCCGGGGUCGAAUGUCGACUUUCUUUUUGUUUUCGUACAUGAAAACAUUAUUUUUGCACAACUUUGUGAACCGUGCUGUCCUUCAUUUCAGUGUGAUGACAGAGGAUCUGUGUGCAUGCAUGCGCACACAUGUUGGUGUUUCUUCUUAGGUCACUUUUCUUGUUGGGAGGGAGAGACGUGGGUUAUAAACAUAGUUGUUGCCUUGUCACAAUUAGUGACUACAUAUAAUUUAUUAUUCUCAAAUUUACUUGCCAAACUUUUACCAAAUAUGACAUUAUUUUAUUUUCAUUCUGUAUUCUUCGAGUAAACUGCCUUAUUUAGCGUAUAUGUUGUUGUAUAACUGUUGUUACAUCUUCAUAUUGGGAUAUUACAUUCAGAAGCAAGGUAACGCUGUGAAAAAUCAGCCCAAAAAAGUCAAUCAGUCGUCCCUCAAAGCACAAACGGAGAGUUGAGUGACUGUUCUCUGACUAGUGCCUCCAAAACAAAACCUCUCUUUGUUGUGAGUGCCGCUAAAAAAGCCGGUUUACAUCAUGUUUCUGUAGCUCCAUUGUUUUUUUUGGGGGGGAAAUAAAAGAGCAAGGUUCUUUUGUAGCUUAUGCCGGUUUUGCAGAUGACACCAUGUUGUACCUAAAAGAGUGCUUUUUAAUUAAUUUCUGUUUAUCGUUUGUGUCUUACAAGGUACAUUUGUGGAAAUUUGUUGCAAACAUCUGACAAUCGUGGCCUUCUACAAGUGUUCUGUUGCUACUGUUGGUCAACAAAGACUCACUUGAGUCUUAGCAAAAGUAAAUCUGAGCUAGCUUGAUAGCAUUGUGUUUAUUUCUGUGGCACGCUGCAGCUUGGACAUUGAACCUAGCCUAAAUCUGAAACCACAACAAAGACACUCAAUAAGAUAUUUUUUAAAUGAUUAUUUUUCGUUUGAAAAUAUUUUUUUCAGUCAUUGUUUUUUACUUGAAUAAUAAAUGACUGCUAGCAUGGCUUAAGUGACAUCAAAUAGACCAUAUUAUUGAUACAAGUACAAAAGCUUUGACCUGGCUGGGAAAUGUUUUAGUUAAUUAACUAAAUCACUAUUACUCAAAAAGUGAAAAUGUGUAUGCUAAUUGCUCACUGUUGCGGGUGUACUUCAUGUGAAGUAGAAUUCAAUGACUGCUGGUGACGUCUCAAGUUUUCAAGUUUGCCCCACAAUAAGAAAAUCAAUCAAAUUCUGCAGCUGAACAUUGGAUUUUGAAAUUUAGCUGCCAAUAUUGGCAGGUGGUUGGUUAGACACUACGGCUUGGGAUGACAAGUAUAGCGUCUAAUAGAACACAAAAAUACUUUGUCCUUUGUCGGCAUAUACUUUUGCUCAGACUCAAAGAUGAGUUGAUGGAAAUCUUAACAUUUGAAACACUAAAUGAUCCAAUCGACUCAUAAUACACAACAAACUUUGACGCUACUAUUUUCAGUGUGUGAAGCAUCAGUUGGAAGAAGCAACAUGUCAUUCCUGAGUGAUUCCUGGAGAUGGAGCCGGUCAGCUGUUAUAACUUACUGCUUAUUAAAAAAAAAAAAAAAAUCAUCUUUUGACGACUUGAAACGAACUGUUCGGUUUGUGAAAACAGAACUGAAACUAAUACUCCAGCGUUAUCUGUUCACAGUGUUUUCUGUUCCGUUCAAGUUUGUUUGUCAAAUGUUGUUCAGAACCUCAACAUGUUGUACACAUUUAGCUCUUCUGAUAAAUAAUGUAUUUAUUGUACAGUUCUUGUCUUUGCAUUGUUGUCUCAUGACUGAUAAAUGGUUGCCUUUGUUACCCGGAAUGUACGAAGUUCAUGUGGUUC